AGUAGGCGCUCCCGCCCGCUCGGUGCGGGCUUCGGUGCUGGAGAGGACGCACCCACCGCCCGCCCGCCCGCCCGCCCGCCCGCCGGGCAGCCGCGCUGGCGCGCUCAGUUUCUCCGCGAGAGCCGGCCGUGUACCUAGGAAUUAACCGGCCGGCGCGGGAGGGGAGGGGCGCGGGAAGCGGGGCGGGGGGGAUGCUGAGCGCGCGAGAGAACAAUAAUAAGAUCGUGUUUGCGGUCGCUGCCCGUGGAGGAAUUCGGAGGAGGCGCGAGGCCCGGCGCUCGCGCCUCGCCCGGGAGCCCGGGAGGGAGGCCGCCGGUGGCGGCAUGAAGCAAGCGACGCGGCUCCUGUAAGCAGCGCGCGGCGGCGGCGGCGGGGACCUCGGAGCGGCCGGACGCGGGCAAGCGCCGAGCGGCCGGGGGCUCCCCUCCCCCGCUGCCGGGCCGUGAUUUGCCGGGCCUGCUGCGCCCCCCGCCCACCCCUCGCCUCAACCGCUGCCUCGCUGCUUCCCCUCGUCGGACCGGCCGCUCGCCCGCCUGCCCGCCCGCCCGCCCGGCUUGAGGCCCGCGGGGAGCGCGGCGCAGUCCGUCGGCCCACGGCGGGGCGGCCUCCCGGCGUCUUCGCGGCGACCAAGGACGACCGGGAAGAGGAACGGCCGGGAUGGCGCGUCCGCGGCCCCGCGAGUACAAAGCGGGUGACCUGGUCUUCGCCAAGAUGAAGGGCUACCCGCACUGGCCGGCCCGGAUUGAUGAACUCCCAGAAGGAGCUGUGAAGCCUCCAGCAAACAAAUAUCCUAUCUUCUUUUUUGGCACCCAUGAAACUGCAUUUCUAGGUCCUAAAGACCUUUUUCCAUAUAAAGAAUACAAAGACAAGUUUGGAAAGUCAAACAAACGGAAAGGAUUUAAUGAAGGAUUGUGGGAAAUAGAAAAUAACCCAGGAGUAAAGUUUACUGGAUACCAGGCAAUUCAGCAACAGAGCUCUUCAGAAACUGAGGGAGAAGGUGGAAAUACUGCAGAUGCAAGCAGCGAGGAAGAAGGUGAUAGAGUAGAAGAAGAUGGAAAAGGCAAAAGAAAGAAUGAAAAAGCAGGCUCAAAACGGAAAAAGUCAUACACUUCAAAGGUUACUGAGAAACUUCCCAUUGUUAUUAAUAAAUCCUCUAAACAGUCCCGGAAAUCUCCAGGAGAUGAAGAUGACAAAGACUGCAAAGAAGAGGAAAACAAAAGUAGCUCUGAGGGUGGAGAUGCCGGCAAUGACACAAGAAACACAACUUCAGACCUGCAGAAAACCAGUGAAGGGACCUAACUACCAUAAUGAAUGCUGCAUAUUAAGAGAAACCACAAGAAGGUUAUAUGUUUGGUUGUCUAAUAUUCUUGGAUUUGAUAUGAACCAACACAUAGUCCUUGUUGUCAUUGACAGAACCCCCAUUUGUAUGUACAUUACUCACAUUCCUCUCUGUUGUGUUUGGGGGAAAAAAAACAUUUUAGCCUUUUUUUAAAGUUAUUGAUUUAAUUUCAUGUUAUUUGGUUGCAUGAAGUUGCCCUUAACCACUAAGGAUUAUCAAGAUUUUUUCACAGACUUAUACAUGUCUAGGGUCCUUUUAUUAAGGCAGUUAUGAUCAUCAUUUUCUUGCCUUUACCCCACCAUCACCAAACACUCAGUUAAAUAUAAAUUAGCAUCUUUUUAGAUGACCACUCAACAUAAUACUUAAGGAUGGAAUUUCCUCUCUGUGACAGAACCCAGGAACUAAUUCCUAGAUACAUAAUGUUGGUAUAUUGAAGGUGAAAUUAAAAUUGUCCUUCAGUUUUGAGGCCAUGUGUAAAGUUUAACCAUACUGUAAAAUAUCUAUUCUGUAUUAGAAAUAGCUAGUUAACAACUUAAACUUCUCAAAAUUCAUAUUGUUAUGUAUACAAACUGAGUUUCUACAUGUGAAGUUAGUCAGUCUUUUUGUGUUACUCCAAAAUAAAAGCAAUGACUUAUUUUUUCCCAAUGCCAGUACAAUUUGAGCUAAUCACUCAAGAUGGGUACUUUACAUUUUAAAUCUGGAAUCAGUAGCAGCCCUAUGGGAAACCAGACAAAACAUCAACUUUUAAAUAUAGACUUUUAAAAUGAAUUCUUUUCUUUUGGAAGUAGAAUUAGAAUAGUUAAUCUUUAUCCACAGACCAUUAUUAUGUGUACAUUAUUGUUGCUAUUGUGAUAAUAGAGAAUUUUAUUUAUUUUUAUGCCAGCUUAUAUUGUGAGAAUACAUUUAGUCAGUUUGGGUUUUAUCAAUCCUGUUAUGCUUGUCCUUGGAACAUCUUUCGCGUAUUCAAGGUUUGUAGUUGAAAAGUUUACUGUAAAAAAAAAAAUCAAAAACAAAAAAAUGUAUUGUUUUUACAGAAUAAAUUUAUUGGAAUGUGUACUUGGGAGUAAGAUUUGAGGUUGUAAACAACUAAGUUAGUGUAACUUGGCUUCAUAUAUGUAAUGUGAGGUAUUAACAUAAUUCAUAUAUUAAAACAAACAUUUUUAACAGCGAGUCAACAUUAGAAUCAAGUGCAGGUGAGGGUUUUCUUUUUCUUUUUUUUUUAACACUCUGGGUUUUAGGUUAUAUGAAAACAGCAGGGGGGGUGCGAUUAGGAAGAAUGACUAAUUGAUUUGCUUGCACAUCUAAGAAAAAAUAUUUACCAGCUGAAUGGACCUUAAAUCCAUACAUUUGACAUUAUCCAUGCAUUGAUUUGUGUCCCAUUUUCUUUUAGUUUUCUUACCUUGGUAAACAACAUAAAGAGAAAAUGUGAAGAGAUCUAAAAGCCCAGGGGUAUUAAUGAUGAUGGUGGCGAUAAUGGCAGCUGAGGGUGUGAAAGCACCAAUCCAUUUAACCCUUCAGGGCACACUGAGGGGUGGCUGUAUUUUUGGUUUGUUUCUCUCAUUUAGCAAAUGCUGAUUUUCUCUAUUAUACUCCCAUAAUUCUAAAUAUGAAAAGUUCAUAAAAAGAUAGGGAUGCCAAUCCAGUUCUAUUUCUUUAAAAGGUACUUUUUAAUUUUGAAUAUUUUAAUUUGUUUUAAAAUUAAUGAAAUUUAGUAUAUUCAUCAAAAAGCCUCUUUAUUGCUCACAUUAAAACAUAAGGAGAAUGUAGAUGACAUUUUGAAUUGAAACAUGUAAGUGACAGAUUUUCUUAAAUAAAAAGCCAUAUUUCAAAUUUAAUAAGAUUUGUCUUCAUAAAAGGCCAAAAAUCAAUUUUAUUAAAAAUACAGUCGAGGGCCGGCCCGUGGCUCACUCGGGAGAGUGCGGUGCUGAUAACACCAAGGCCCCGGGUUCGGAUCCCAUAUACGGAUGGCCGGUUCGCUCACUGGGUGAGCGUGGUGCUGACCACACCAAGUCAAGGGUUAAAAUCCCCUUACCGGUCAUCUUUUAAAAAAAAAAAAAAAAAAAAAUACAGUCGAAAUAUUUCCAGCCACCAAUAAAACAAGCGUUGAUUAAGCAUAAUGAUAAAGUUAUCAAUCCCUCUUUAGCUAGAGUCACACAAGAAAACCUAGUAAAAGCAAUUUUUAAAACAGCAGUAAAUAAUAUACUUUCCUUGGGAAAACAUUUUUCAAACAACAUUUAAAAUACUCUGAUGAUUUGCCCUUUUUUAUAUUAAUGUUGAUAACAAAACAUAUACAUCUUAUAUGCAAAAGUUAUUUCUCCAAUCUGCAUUUGCUGUUUUGCAUUUUUUAAUAUGCGUAGACCAUACUCACUUUUGAAUAGUUUCAUUUUCAUGCUCACUAUUGUAGGCACUAAAUUGUAAUUUUUUACACUUAUAAUUAUUUAAUAUGUCAAACAAUAAUGAGAUAGAUGAUCAGGUUUAUUCACAAAUAAUUUCAAAUAUAUUUCUUUAAACAAACUUUUUCUCACCUUUAACUUCAAAAAAAGAAAAUUUACCCACAAAAUACCAUGUAGCUCACACAUUGCACAGCAAGAAUUUAUGUACUCUUAAGUAUGUGUAUAUGGGAAGGAAGUGAAAUCAGUACCAGUAUAACAAAAGUCAAUAAUCUAAAGAGGAAGAACAUGAAAUAAUAUUUUUAUUCCACUUUUUCAUCUGCCUUUGUUUUUACAAAGAACUCUGGUUUGUAGAUACAACGGUAGGCCAAGAGCUGAGGAAGAACUCCAUAUGCUAUGUUUAAUGCUAAAAAAAGGAUUUUCGCUUCUUCAGGGACUCUGUAGAUAUAAGCAGUUCUAGCAUGAAGAGAAGCACCAAUGUGAGAAAACUGAGCCUGUUGUGUUAAGAAAAGAAAAUUAGUAAGCAUGAAAUUUGUUUUCCAUUGGAUGCACGAUGAAUUUUGAAUGGUUCGUUUGGACCAUAUUUCUGUGCCCUCAAAACCAGUCUCACCUGCAGGCAAAAUACCUUCAAACAAUCCAUGGUCUUUAAUAUGAUAUUUUUCAUUAAAUUUAGGGUCAUUCUUGAUAUGGUCAUUCUUUAGAGUGGUUUUAUCAUGCCAGUUGAUAAAAAACCAUGCCAGUGGUUUUAACCCAUCCAGUGCCCCAUACAUUAAUGGCUCAAGUUAACAGAAAAAUCAGAAUAAAAUCUUUUUUUUUUUUUUUUUUUUGAUUGGCAUUCUGAAGAUCCUACACAGAGACUCAGUUGUGGCUCACAAAUUGUGUUCCAAUAAAAAUAAAGUACAGAGUUUGUUUUUAGCAUAACAAUUUAAAGAGAAGCGCUAUGGACCUCAGCUUCAUUUAUCAGUCUUUCAUUUACUCCUUGGAGCAAGAACUCAAAGCCCUUUGACUAUGCAUUUUUUGUUUGUUUAUUCAUUCAUGUAUUUGCUUUUUAUGCAACUUAAAAAAUACCAAGGGUAUUUUUGUAAGAUAAGGUUGUUACCAACUUAGGUGGUUGCUGUUUAUAAAAUGGCAAAUGUAUCUGCAGGCAUCGUUUUCAAAUCAAAUUAUGAUUUAUUUAGAAGUAUGACUUGUCAGCAUAAUCUGAGUUUGCAAAAUGGAAAGGCAAGGGCCUCCCUCUGCACUUAUAUACUUGUUCAGAACACAUAUUCAGAAUGUGCCAGUUGGUCUUUUUUUGAUACUUUUCAUAAGCAUAGAGGAAAACUAUUAGAAAGUAAUGCAGGCCACAGCAGGAUUAAAAGCUCCUGUGAGAGGAUUUCCGCAGGAGGCUUGUAUCAUUACAAAAUGCAACCCUAUAGUCUGCAUUUUCAUUUCUUGCUGAAAUUCAAGAUAUACAUGAAUAAAGGAUUGGGAAUCUAAAUGUAAUAAAGUAGUAAAUUAUUAAUUCAUCAGGAUCAAAGUGAAGAUACCGCAAUCUAGAGAAGGCACAGAAAUAACAAGAAUGAAGAACUAAAUAAUUUGCUUUAAAUACGUAUAAGUCAUUUUAUAUUUCCUUCCAUAUGAAAUCAACUUAUUCUAAGUGGUUAACAGAUAAAAAAGUGUUACUUACCACCUGACUUUACCAUGACAAGAAAAGGACAAGCUUUUUAAAGCAGCAUCUUUGUGAAUUUGUAUCAGUGGCAGAUAUUUUAAUGGGCUGCAUUUUUACAAAUUACUGAUACAUUCUGGAGACCUCUGGUACAUUUUUGCUACUCUUUGGAGAUAAAAAUUUAUUUAGUGUGGUGUGUUGCCAAGGACCAGCACAUGGAUUGCCAUGAGACACUGAGAGGGCUCAGCCCUCAGACACACCUCCCCAAGGGCAGAUGCCCAAACAGAAGCCAGCAAAUGUAUUUGCAUCUCUGGGCUACAAGGACAAAAGACCUUGAGAGUAAAGGGCACUUUGCGGGGCUGCCCUGAGGAGCUGCUGUUGUGGACACUCUAGGAACUCUCAACAGGAGCUUGCCUCCACCCUCACUAUUUUUCCCUAGGGCCUGUUUUGACUAACAGUGUUUUUCUGAAUAUAUAAACAAACUUUCUUCUGACUAGAGGCCAGAUUUGAACCCUGGUUUUCAGAAAUGUACGUUUGGUGGCUCUAUCUUUAUAGACACUUGUACACAUCACAGAAUCACCAAAUUUGUGAAAAAGCCAACCAUAUUUUGAAAGAAUAAGUAAUAUGAGCAGUUGUGCCUACUUGCAUAGAGAAGCCUUUGUGAAAAGUCAGCGAUACUGUAGGCUCUUUUCCUGCACUAACCAGUGCAGUUAAUACCUCAUUUUCAUGAACAGCAAACUCAUGGCAACAUUAAAAAAAUGAUUUAUGUCCUUAGAUUAGAUUGUAAGCCCACUGGGCAGGUACUGUGUCUAAUGUUUUGUGUGGCACCUACCACAUUGUUAGAGUUUAAUAAACUUUCAACAACAGUGGUCUUGUGACUGUCAAAAUACAAAAAGGAUCUACAAAGCAUUUCUCUAUACCUAUUUUAGUAGUCCUUUUUAUUCAGAAUUAUUUAACAAGGAGCAAAGAUUAUACAUUCCUAAUCAAAAGAGAUGCUGUUGUCUGCAGUUCCCAGUACUGCUCACAGUUCUAAUGGUUGUAUUUUUGAUGGCCAUACCUCCAUCAUCAGUCAUACCCGACUGAGCAUCCAGCCAUAGCUUCCUCCUAAGGCAUAUGGUGUUAAGUGUCCAGGGUUCUAAAGUUUCAGAAAAACCUGAGCCUCAUCUAAGGAAGGUUCCUUUCCCAAGCACAUAGAUGAUAAGGGGCUGUAUGGUGUCUCCUGGGUGAUGUUCCCACCAGCACACAAGGCCUCCCUAUGACAGGCCUGAAGAGCUCAGCCUGAGCGCUAAGCUGGGUUCAGGUGGCUCAGUGAAAUCAUUGUGGCCCAGGAUUACAAGUACAAAUUAUAUGGAUCCCAGAAAUUUUUGCAUAAUUCAGUGAUUUCGAGUCCUUAAUAAUUUUCCUUUACUUCUUUCUAAAUCAUUUUUUACCUUACAGAAGUAAUUAAGAGAUAUACUGAUUUUUUUUUAAGAAUGUAUGAUUGGAAUGGAAAAUGAG
Molecule: messenger RNA, 6871 nt
Organism: Cynocephalus volans (Philippine flying lemur)
Lineage: Eukaryota; Metazoa; Chordata; Mammalia; Dermoptera; Cynocephalidae
Gene: HDGFL3
Product: HDGF like 3
Exons: 6
Coding region: 658-1299 (213 amino acids)
Source: RefSeq, a predicted model, not a curated record